AUGGUACCCUUACUGGAAGGCAUCCUCCCAGUCCUUGUAAGCAAGGGAGGAGACAAACUGCCCUUAGGUAACAGGCUGGAUGAAGGCUCUGACGUGGAAUCCGAACCAGACCUGCCUCUGAAGCGCAAGCAGCGCCGCAGCAGGACCACCUUCACCGCGGAGCAGCUGGAGGAGCUGGAGAAGGCCUUUGAGAGAACUCACUACCCAGACAUCUACACCCGAGAGGAGCUGGCUCAGAGAACCAAGCUCACCGAGGCCAGAGUUCAGGUGUGGUUCAGCAACCGCAGAGCCAGAUGGCGCAAGCAGGCCGGGGCCAACCAGCUGGCAGCCUUCAACCACCUGCUGCCGGGGGGCUUCCCACCGACAGGAAUGCCAACCCUCCCGCCGUACCAGCUGCCAGAUUCCACCUACCCAACCACCACCAUUUCCCAAGAUGGGGGGAGCACUGUACACAGGCCCCAGCCCCUGCCACCCUCCACCAUGCACCAGGGAGGACUUGCCGCAGCCGCCGCUGCCGACACCGGCUCUGCCUACGGGGCCCGACACAGCUUCUCCAGCUACUCAGACAGCUUCAUGAAUGCUGCAGCUCCUGCCAACCACAUGAAUCCUGUUAGCAACGGCCUCUCUCCACAGGUGAUGAGCAUCCUGAGCAACCCCAGCGGGGUUCCUCCGCAGCCCCAGGCUGACUUCUCCAUCUCCCCCCUUCACGGUGGCUUGGACACCACCAACUCCAUCUCUGCCAGCUGCAGCCAGAGGAGUGACUCCAUCAAGUCUGUGGACAGCCUCCCGACCUCCCAGUCCUACUGUCCUCCCACCUACAGCACCACCAGUUACAGUGUGGACCCUGUGGCCGGCUACCAGUACGGGCAGUACGGACAAACCGCUGUGGAUUACCUGGCCAAGAACGUGAGUCUGUCCACACAGCGCAGGAUGAAGCUGGGGGAACAUUCAGCUGUCCUGGGCCUCCUACCAGUAGAGACAGGCCAAGCUUACUGAAGAGUCCCAACUGUGCCAACAACCUGCUCCAGCAUCUUGCUACCACUGGAGACAAACACCAACCAGCCUUCCAGGGAUCUACCUGUACCCAGACCCGACUCCUUCCCGAUUCUCUUCCACCUCGCCCCCAACUUGAGCUGUGUGAAGGAGAAGGGAAAGAGCAGGAGGGCUCUCCAAGCAGCCAGCUCUUCCCAGAGCACUCUUCUCAGAGGCAAACCUGGCUUCUGUGACCUGCCUCCCCCUCCUGUGGCCAGAGACAAUGGGUUGGGUGCAUUUAUUAACCCCUCCCA
Molecule: messenger RNA, 1286 nt
Organism: Dryobates pubescens (Downy woodpecker)
Lineage: Eukaryota; Metazoa; Chordata; Aves; Piciformes; Picidae
Gene: PAX7
Product: paired box 7
Exons: 6
Coding region: 1-996 (331 amino acids)
Biological process (GO): regulation of transcription by RNA polymerase II; anatomical structure development
Molecular function (GO): RNA polymerase II cis-regulatory region sequence-specific DNA binding; DNA-binding transcription factor activity, RNA polymerase II-specific
Source: RefSeq, a predicted model, not a curated record